AGAAAUAAUAUGAUUUCUUAUUGUCCAAAGAACACUACUCUUUUACCAAUUUGGUACAAAAAAGGGUUUUCAAUUUGCCUAUAUCAAACCAUUCAACCAAUAACUUUAUUUCUUAUUCCUUUUUUAAUAAUAUCUUUUCAUGGAGUAUCGAGAUUUUAUCGUCGUUAUCAACAGAACAAAAGAGAUGACACUGAAAAAUUAUUAGAAAGCAAAAAAGGGAAACCUGAUUUUGUAAAGCAAAAAAGUUUUCAUGGUUUUUCUUUUUCAAAAUUACCUUUGCCAUUUUUAUAUGCUUUUCAGGUAUUUUUACACAUGUUACAUAUCAUUGUGCCUUUAUUACAUUUACUUUUAAAACUUAUUUUGGAUCAAACUAAUAUAUCUGGAGUAGAUAUUUUUUAUUGUACUUUAAAUACUGGAGCCUGGGUACUUGGACUUCAGGCAUUAAAAAAAGAGAGGUUUAUUUUUUAUAUGACAAAUGUUCACUACCAUUCAGCUUUAAUGGUGAUGUUUUGGGGAAGUGCAUUGUUACUCGAGUUUUUUGUGUUUGUUUCAUGGAAUGGAACCCAGUGGUUUAUACAACAGCAUAAUGACUCAACACAAUAUAUCAAUUUUAUUAUGUUUUGUUUACGUGUUAGUAUCAGCUUUAUUAUAUUUAUCCUUGGUUUCUAUGCUCCUGGUUUGAAGAAGGAUAUUUUUAUAACUGAUAAAGACAGUAAGUUAAAAAGAUCUUGGGAUUUUUCAAGAUUUUGGGAGCGAAGCAAAAAGCUUUGGCCUUUUGUUUGGCCAUCAAGCGGAUGGCUUCGAUUUCGUGUUUUAAUUUGCUUAGGAAUAUUGGUUGCUGGUCGUGUGCUCAAUGUAAUCAUACCUGGACAAUACAGAAAAAUAGUUAACUACUUGUCAGAAAGUCAACCAAAGGAUAACCCAUGGCAGUUAACUGUUGUUUACAUGACAUUAACAUUUCUUCAAGGCGGAGGGGGCAUUGGUUCUAUGGGACUCCUAUCAAAUAUUCAUUCGUAUUUAUGGAUCAAUGUCCAGCAGUUUACAAGUCGUGAAGUGCAAGUUCAACUCUUUGAACACUUGCAUAGUUUAUCACUUCGUUGGCAUUUGCAAAGAAAAACUGGAGAAGUAAUUGGAAUGGUUGAUAGGGGUGCAAGUAGCAUAGAGAAUUUACUUUACUACAUUUUGUUUCAAAUUCUCCCAACAAUUAUUGACAUAAUUGUGGCUGUAGUAUACUUUGGACUUGCAUUUAAUGGUUGGUUUGCUCUGAUUGUUUUUGUUACUAUGAGCUUAUAUAUUAUUGCAACAAUCGUAAUAACUGAGUGGCGAACAAGUUACAGAAGGGAUAUGAAUACCAAAGAUAAUAUACGAAAAGCUGUUGCUGUUGACUCCCUGUUGAACUUUGAAACAGUAAAAUAUUACAAUAACGAACAAUUUGAAGUUGAUAGGUACAACAGCAAAAUUGUUGAUUAUCAGAAAUCAGAGUUUGUUAUGCAAGCAUCGUUAUGUAUUUUGAAUACCACUCAGAAUAGUAUUAUAACUAUUGGGAUGUGUGGUGGAAUGAUUUACUGUGGAAGUUUAGUUGUAGCUGGAAAGUUGUCAGUUGGAGACUUUGUUUUGUUUAUUGCAUACAUCAAACAGUUGUACACACCACUUAAUUUUUUUGGAUCAUUUUAUAGAUUAAUCCAGACAUCUUUUAUUGACAUGGAGAAUAUGUUUGAGUUGUUUGAAGAAGAAGUGGAGGUUGUUGAUAACCCUUCAGCAUUGGUACUUAAUGUUAAACAUGGGUUAGUUGAAUAUAAAGGUGUUCAUUUUCACUAUGAUGAAAGAAAACCAAUUCUAAGAGGAAUCUCGUUUAGUGUUUUACCAGGACAAACUAUUGCUUUGGUUGGUCCAUCUGGUAGUGGAAAGUCAACAAUUAUAAGGUUAUUAUUUCGAUUUUAUGAUGUUUUGGGAGGUUGCAUAUGUAUAGAUGGUCAAGAUAUCAGAGAGGUAACUCAGAAAUCUUUACGACAAUCAAUUGGUGUGGUACCUCAAGAUACAGUUCUGUUUAAUGACACUAUAAAGUAUAAUAUUUCAUAUGGAAGAGUUAAUUCAAGCUUAAAUGAAGUGAUUGAGGCCGCAACAUCUGCUGAUAUUCACAACAAAAUAACUGGCUUUCCUGACAAGUAUGAAACAAUGGUUGGUGAACGUGGAUUGAAGCUUAGUGGUGGAGAAAAACAACGUGUAGCUAUAGCCCGGACGUUAUUGAAAUCUCCUGAAAUUGUUCUUCUUGAUGAGGCUACUUCGGCGCUAGAUACACAGACUGAGCGAAAUAUUCAAGCAUCUCUUAACAGAGUAUGUGCUAACAAGACCACCAUAGUUGUUGCACAUCGUUUAUCGACCAUUAUUGGAGCUGAUCAAAUACUGGUUCUCAAAGAUGGUUUAAUUGUUGAAAGAGGAAGGCACCAUGAACUACUUGAAAAAAAUGGACUGUAUGCGGAUAUGUGGAGUCAGCAAUUAAAAGAUCGAAGCAUGGAACAGGAUAAAGGCGAGCCAACGAAAGCUCAAUAAUACCCUAAAAUAAGUAUGGUUAAUAAAGUUUCAAUAAAAUCUAAAUGACGACAUUUUGGUGAAUACGAAGUGUUUAAUUUACGUAAUAAUUCUGUUAGAAUUUUAUCGAUUUCGUAUUUAUAUUUUAUUUAAAUCUAUUUUAAAUAUGAUUUUUGUUAUCGUGUACUUUAUUAAUUUACGUUGUAAUAUUCAGAUAACAAAAUGUUUUAAUUAGAUUAUUUUUUUCGUCAGUUUUUGUUACUUGGUCAUUAUUAUGUUUUGUUUGAGCAACAUUAAAACUUUGUAAUAUAUUUUUUGUAAAGAUGUUUUUAACAUUUGUUUUUAUUUUUGUUUUUUUUUUCUUAUAAGUUUUAAUGUUCAUUAUAUGCAAGUUGUAAACGUUUUUUAUUGUUUAAUAAUAAAUACGUUUAAAUUUUCUA
Molecule: messenger RNA, 2969 nt
Organism: Hydra vulgaris (swiftwater hydra)
Lineage: Eukaryota; Metazoa; Cnidaria; Hydrozoa; Anthoathecata; Hydridae
Product: ATP-binding cassette sub-family B member 6
Biological process (GO): transmembrane transport; heme transport
Cellular component (GO): vacuolar membrane
Molecular function (GO): ATP hydrolysis activity; ABC-type heme transporter activity; heme binding
Source: RefSeq, a predicted model, not a curated record